Messenger RNA from Solea senegalensis (Senegalese sole), 2634 nucleotides. Its product is annotated as ankyrin repeat and MYND domain-containing protein 2-like. The record is from RefSeq and is a predicted model, not a curated record. NCBI's taxonomy places the organism in Eukaryota, Metazoa, Chordata, Actinopteri, Pleuronectiformes, Soleidae. Bases 85 to 1377 code for a protein of 430 amino acids. Gene Ontology annotation, molecular function: protein binding. The transcript is spliced from 10 exons. Gene Ontology annotation, biological process: regulation of smoothened signaling pathway.
CCACCUGUGGACGGGAGGGGACAGCUGAGCAGCUACGGACAACCAAGUGGUCACAUUCAUCCUCAUCAUCACAGCAGAAGAACAAUGGCUGCGCCUCAGAAAGGAGAUCUGUCAGAAUCUGAGAGGAAAAUCCUACAACUUAUUGAUGCUGGGGAUGUAAAGGAAGUCGAUCGGCUGCUGGCCAGCAACGCAGUCAGAGUCAACUGCUUGGAUGAGUACGGCAUGACUCCACUGAUGCAUGCAGCGUACAAGGGCAAAGAGGACAUGUGUCGUUUGCUGCUGCAGCACGGCGCCGACGUGAACUGUAACCAGCACGAGUAUGGAUACACUGCUCUCAUGUUCGCUGGCCUGUCAGGGAAAACUACCAUCACCUCUAUGAUGCUGGAAGCAGGAGCAGAGACAGACGUGGUGAAUUCCGUGGGUCGCACCGCAGCUCAGAUGGCAGCGUUUGUGGGCCAGCACGACUGCGUGACAGUGAUCAACAACUUCUUCUCUCGGUCUCGACUGGAGUUUUACACCAAGCCACAGGGGCAGGAGAAGGAGCCCCUGCUGCCGCCAGUACUGGCAGAACCACUGCACAAGAUCAUCAUGACCGCCAACCUCAACCCGGUCAAGAUAGUCAUGCUGGUGAAGGAGAACCCCGUGCUGGUGGACAUGGCCGCUCUGGAGAAGUGCUACCAGGUCAUGAACCUGCUGUGUGAGCAGUGCGUGAAGCAGCAGGACAUGAACGAGGUGCUGGCCAUGAAGAUGCACUACAUCAGCUGUGUUCUGCAGAAGUGCCUGGCGUUUCUACAGAAACGGGACGACAAGCUUGACGCACUUGUCAAGAGUCUGUUGAGAGGCAGAGAGAGCGACGGCUUCCCACAGUACCAGGAGAAGUUCAUUCGGGACUGUAUCAAGAAGUUUCCUUACUGCGAGGCCACUCUCCUUCAGCAGCUGGUGAGGAGCAUUACACCGGUAGAGAUUGGCAACGACCCAACGGCAUACUCAGUGCUGACCCAGGCCCUCACAGGUCAGAUGGCGUUUGUAGAUGCUGACUAUUGUGUCACAUGUGGUGAGAGGGGAGCGGACAAGAGGUGCUCCCUUUGUAAAGCAGUCACUUACUGCAGCCUGAACUGCCAAAAGCUUCACUGGUUCACCCACAAAAAGAUGUGCAGGUCUCUGCGAGAACAGGACGCAGACCUGGACAAGGACACUCCAAGAUUGAAAGAACUCAAAGAUGACGAAAGCGACCUGGUGAUGGAGACGGCCAACUUUCUGCAGGAGCUGGUCCUGCGGGCGGAGGAGAAGGUGGCCGCGGCUGCUGGAGGUUGUCCUGCAGAGCUGCUCGCCUGUCCCUCCACCUCCACUGAGGGUCAGUCCUUCACCCGAGACUGAGCCGAGACGACUGCACAAGUAUCAGUGUGUGUGAACAAUUCUGAGUCUGUGAAUCUUCACAAAAAUAAUAAUAAUAUAAGGUUUAAAUCCUGGCUGAGGAGAAACCAGUGCGUCAGCAGGAAAGCUAAAGCUGUUCUUGGUAACUUGCAAAAACAACAGUAUGAGUAAUAAGCCUGGUUAGUGAUACGUGGAUACAAAGAGGCUAUUAACCUUUCUGGGAAGAGACUGUGUUGUCUCUAAACUGAGGCAUCUCGACAUUCUCUUUCCUGUGUGUCAAAUGUUUGAUUUUGAGAUUGUGUUUUUUUUCCCCAUAUUCUUUUCCUUUAAAAAAACAUACCUCAAAACAUUGUAAAUGGAUUUUCAUAUUGGCUUGAGAAAAAAGGAUGUUCAGGUCAUAGUUUAAUUAAGAAACAGAAGACGAAGAAGAAGAGAAAAUAUUCCGUUGUUGGUGUAGUGACAGUUGUGUAGAGCGGAAUGUGUGGUGCUAUUGUGAAGUCAAUUUUAAAAAAGAAGAAGAAGUAAGAAGCCAGAAGAAUUCUGCAAAAUGCUAAAUUAUAGUGCAUUAAACAUUUCCUAACAUUUAAUUUUUCUCACUUUCAACAUAUCUGUGUUCUAGGACAAAUAGACAAAUAGAUACUGAUACAUUUAAGAUUUUAAAUCACUGUUGACAAAGAAAGCAAAUGUGAAUUUCAGGUUUGUGAAACUGUGUGCAUCUCCUCGGACGACUCAGGUUAGUGAUACUACAUACAUAUCAUUUAUUAUAUACAUAAAAACAAGGAUGAUUUUAAACUUUCUUGACGUUAAUUAUAAUAAAAAUAGAGGUCAUAGUGUUUGGACACCCUGGUUGUUUGGAUGUGGACUCUUUUGGCCGUCAAGUCCUCAGUUUCCUUAUUAAAAUGAAAGCCUUUUGCCCUCCUUACUAUUUAGAGACAUAGAUCCUCACAUUUGUAUCAUCUCAGCUGGAUUAUUGUCAUUCUUUGUAUUAGACCAGAAUGCUGCUGCGUUUAGGGGCACUGAGGUCAAACAAAUUUGAAGUUGCUCUUGGAAGUAAGUGCCAAAAAAACCUUUUACAUUGCUUUUAAAGACCUGUCCCUUCUCUCUGACUUUCCCUUCCACGUGAGAGAUUUUACCACUUUACUAUUUUACUUUCUGUCUUGACUUACUGUGUUUCUUGUUGUACCUUUUACCUUGUAAAGCACUGUGGUCAAACGUGGUUGUUUUUUAAAUGUACUAUAGAAAUAAAGUUGACUUGACUUA